Pseudozyma flocculosa PF-1 is the source of this 2160-nucleotide messenger RNA. RefSeq lists its product as uncharacterized. NCBI's taxonomy places the organism in Eukaryota, Fungi, Basidiomycota, Ustilaginomycetes, Ustilaginales, Ustilaginaceae. Gene Ontology annotation, molecular function: GTPase activator activity. Gene Ontology annotation, cellular component: Golgi apparatus. Bases 1 to 2160 code for a protein of 719 amino acids. The transcript has 5 exons. The record is from RefSeq and is a predicted model, not a curated record. Gene Ontology annotation, biological process: activation of GTPase activity.
AUGCCGCCUAGAGCCUCCCACCAACAUGCCUCUUCUUCCACCUCGCACGAGCCAGGCGACUUCGACGACCAGGCAUGGGGAAUAGAAUCCGACGACGACGACUUUGUCUCCCGCGUCGCCCCCCGCACAAACGUGCCUCGCAGCCUCAAGAGCAACUCGCGGUCCUCGAGCUAUCUCUCCCAGUCCAGCCAACAACAGGCAGGAUCCCCAGCGGAUUCCCGUUCACCUUCGCUGCCCCGGCCCGGCGCGUCGACACCAGCCAUCGCCAUCGCCGUCCCGAGCCGCUCAAGCGCGGGCUCGGGCUCUUCGACCGCUGCGAAUGCGAUCUCAACGCCGGGCAGACCCCCUUCGCAGUCGCCGGCAGGCAUCAGCGCCACCGCCGAUGGCGAACCCUCGAGCCUGCACAGCACGUCUUCCGGUCAGCGCGGCACCAGCUGGACCAUGGUCGACAACUUCGCAGCCCGAGGCAGCUCACCAGCGAAUGGCGGAACCGAGGCGCCCAUAGUGGGAAGUCCGCCAACCGACGUGGCAGUCGACCUCAGAAGAGAUGGCAGCGGGACAGGAAGCGGCAGCGGGUUCCAGCUCGUGGCGAGCGAAGAAGCGGCGACGGGGGAGGGGACAGCGGGCAGCGAGGCCGGUCAGAAAGCCGCAGGCCGCGCGCAGGUGUAUUCGUCUCAAUCGGGAGCCUACCGGGAUACGAAGCAAGACGACAGCGAUGUCGAGGCAGAAGAAGUCGACCUGAACACCGGCAGGACGGUUCUCCGAAAGCGGUCGGCGAGACGUAAGGCCGAGUCAGGCAAGAGCGAGGCCGAUGCUCUGACCGGGGCGAUCCGUCCGGACCUCGACCAUCUCAUCAAGGACCCCACGCACGCCCUGGCGCGCCUCUCGCUCUGCUGGACCGGCCCUUCGAGCAGCGGCGACACGCCCAUGACCGAAGCCGGCUCUGCGCCCGAUUCGGCCACGAGCGAGAGGAUGGCAAUAGGUAUCACGCCGUCAGCCAGCACCGACUUCCAGUUCGACCCGGUCGCUGCGGCCGGCGACGGCCUCAUCAUGGCUGGGCCCAGCUUUGCCGAUGCCGAGCCGGCCGGGCAGAACGGGGUGGUGACGUCGAUAUCCGGAAGCAUCGUGCCGGUGACGACCCCAGGCGGCCUGGGCAGCACGGUGCCGAACCGCAAAAGGAGCAUCCGCACGUCACGAAGAAGGCAGCAGCUCCUCUCCUGCCUGGGCAAGCCCAGCAUCGACAUCUCGGUGCUGCGGUCGCUCGCCUGGGCAGGAGUACCCGACGAGCUCAGGCCGGUCGUGUGGCAGCUGCUGCUCGGCUAUCUUCCGACGGUGGCGGCGGUGCGGGCGCAGACGCUAUCGCGCAAGCGGGCCGAGUACGCGUCGGGCGUCAAGCUGGCCUUUGCCAAGGGCAUCGCCGGCCUGGACCAGGCCAUCUGGCACCAGAUCCACAUCGACGUUCCGCGCACCAAUCCGGGCAUCCGGCUGUGGCAGCGCGAGGCGACGCAGCGCGCCCUGGAGCGCAUUCUCUACGUCUGGGCCAUCCGCCACCCGGCGUCGGGCUACGUGCAAGGCAUCAACGACCUCGCCACGCCCUUUUUCGAGGUCUUCCUCUCGGCCUACAUCGACUCGGACCCGGAGAUGUACGACGUGUCGCUGCUGCCGCCCGAGGCGCUCGAGGCGCUCGAGGCCGAUACGUUCUGGUGCCUGUCCAAGCUGCUCGACGGAAUCCAGGACAACUACAUCUUUGCGCAGCCGGGCAUCCAGCGGCAGGUGAGGCGGAUGGGCGAGUUGGUGGCCCGCAUCGAUGCUCCGCUCCAUGCACACCUGCAAGCGCAGGGGGUCGAGUACAUGCAAUUCGCCUUCCGGUGGAUGAAUUGCCUGCUGAUGCGCGAGAUGAGCGUACGCAACAUCAUCCGCAUGUGGGACACGUACCUGGCCGAGGGACAAGAUGCCUUUUCCGACUUCCACCUCUACGUCUGUUCGGUGUUUCUGCACAAGUGGAGCAAGGAGCUCAUGGACAUGGACUUCCAGGGCAUCAUCAUGUACCUCCAGAGCCUGCCGACGCAGGGAUGGUCGGACAAGGACGCAGAAAUGCUCCUCAGCGAAGCCUUUAUGUACAAGACGUUGUUCGGCAACACGGCGCAUCUCAACAAGUAG